Meloidogyne enterolobii is the source of this 333-nucleotide messenger RNA. The record is from the annotation of a GenBank genome assembly. NCBI's taxonomy places the organism in Eukaryota, Metazoa, Nematoda, Chromadorea, Rhabditida, Meloidogynidae.
AUGGGAUUAGGAAAAACAGUUCAAAGCGUUCCUCUUUCAACUCUUGGAAAUUGGGAGCGUGAAUUUAACGAAUGGGCUCCAGAAAUUAAUGCAAUUGUUUACCACGGAGGUGCUGUUAGCCGCAAAAUAAUAAGAGAUUAUGAAUUUUUCUACAAAAAAGUUGAUGGCAGGAGACGGAAUGUGCCAAAAUUUGAUGCAUUAAUUACUACUUAUGAAGGUAUGUAUAUAUUACUUGCAUUAUUACUUGUAAUAACUUUCUUACCUCUUUUUACUUUUAAGUUGUUGUACAAGAAGUUGAAGUACUUCGACGAAUCAAUUUCUGUGUUUGUAUAA